This is a messenger RNA of Aplosporella prunicola CBS 121167, 1802 nucleotides long. RefSeq lists its product as uncharacterized. The transcript is spliced from 3 exons. The record is from RefSeq and is a predicted model, not a curated record. Gene Ontology annotation, cellular component: membrane; endoplasmic reticulum. Gene Ontology annotation, biological process: transmembrane transport. NCBI's taxonomy places the organism in Eukaryota, Fungi, Ascomycota, Dothideomycetes, Botryosphaeriales, Aplosporellaceae. The coding region runs from base 286 to 1623 and encodes 445 amino acids.
ACUGUGCUAGGAGUAGCUAGAGCUCGCGUGCCUGCCUGGGGGCGCAUCGAGCCGCAAGUCGUACGCACCAUCAUCAUCAUCCGCUUAUCGCCGCCGCUUUUUAAGGCUCUUUGUCUCGAUCCACCUCUCCUCCCUCUCCUCCUCCUCCUCCUACCUACUUUUCUCUCUUUCCCACCCCUCCAAAGUAUUUUCACUUCGACGUACAUAGUCUAGAUACGGGCUUGUCUUGCCUACUCUACCCAUUAGGCUACCGCAGUUGCUGCAGCGGCGAAGAUCUGCAUCAUCAUGUCUAGCGGCAGCAGCAGCAUCUUGACCUCGUUCACGGGGGCGCUGCAGGCGUCGGUGGCCGUGCUGCUGACCGUGUGCUCGGGCGCCAUUGCCGCGCAGUUUAGGCUGCUGAGCGAGAGCAGCGCGAAGGACAUCUCCAAGACGUGUGUGAGGCUGUUUUUGCCGGCGCUGUUGAUUCAUAAUGUGGGUUCUCAGCUGCAUUUGGAUACGGGCAUCAAGUACUUGCCUAUCUUGAUCUACUCCAUAGCGUACAACACACUCUCCAUGGCCGCCGGCAUUGCCAUGGUGCGCGUCUUCAAGCAGCCCGGCUGGGUCGCCCCGGCCCUCGCCUUCAACAACACGACGUCGCUCCCCCUGCUGCUCGUGCAAUCCCUCGAAGCGACAGGCAUCCUCGCCUCGCUCGACCCCUCGGAAGGCGUCGUCGACCGCGCCAAAUCCUACUUUCUCGUCAACGCCAUGGUCAGCAACUCGCUGACGUUUGCGCUGGGGCCGCGGAUGCUGAACGGGCAAGAGGAGGACGCGCCGGACGGAGGCAAGGGCAAGAGCAACGAGGACGAGGACGAGGAGGACGGAGCAGCAGAAGAGGACAGCGAGGACAACGACGAGCAGGACGACAACGACGACGACAACGACCGCCCCACCGAGGAAACCUCCCUCUUGCCCUCCGCCCUCGUCCGCCGCGGCCAACGCGCUGCCAGCAAGACCCGCGCCCGCGCCCAGCACCACCUCUCCAAGCUCCCGCCCUGGGCGCGCUCCACCCUCGACAUCAUGUACCAAUUCCUAAACGCACCCUUAAUCGGGGCGGUGAUCGGUGCGAUCAUCGGCCUAACGCCCGCGCUGCACCGGCUCUUCUUUUCCUCGCCGCAAGAAGGCGGCUACUUCAAAGCGUGGCUAACAGCCGCAAUCAAGAACGUAGGUGACCUCUUCGCAGCGCUGCAAGUGGUCGUCGUGGGCGUGAAGCUCAGCGCUGCGCUCGUCAAGAUGAAGCAAGGGCGUGAGGCGGGCGAGGUGCCCUGGCGCCCGUUUGCGGCCGUCACGGCCGUGCGCUUCGUCCUCUGGCCGCUGGUGUCGAUUCCGCUGAUCUGGGUGCUCGCGACCAAGACGGGCUGGCUCGGCAAGGACGAUCCCAUUCUCUGGUUCGCCAUGAUGUUGAUGCCCGCUGGCCCGCCCGCUAUGAAGCUUACGGCCCUGGCGGAUGUGAAUGGCAGUGGUGAGCAGGAGAAGAUGAGCAUCGCCAAGUUUUUGACCCUCUCCUACCUCGUCUCCCCGCUCAUAUGCUUCUCGGUCGUCGGCAGCCUCAAGGCUUCAGAGGCCGCUGUGUCGAUGCGGCAGUGAUUUGGCUCGGGGAAGCCCGCUGCUGCCCUUGCCUUGGAAUGUCAAUUAACAUGGCAUUUGUGAGGGGUCUGGCGUCUUGAUAGACACACUGGCCGACUAGACCGUAGAAAAAUAGAGAUAGGGCCAUUCGUCUCUCUAGAAAAGAAGAAGAAAAAUCAAGGACCUUGUUACUGUUACAC